This is a messenger RNA of Bactrocera oleae (olive fruit fly), 3245 nucleotides long. RefSeq lists its product as uncharacterized. NCBI's taxonomy places the organism in Eukaryota, Metazoa, Arthropoda, Insecta, Diptera, Tephritidae. The record is from RefSeq and is a predicted model, not a curated record.
AGUUGGAAUCUGAUAUUCGGCGCGAGUGAACGUUGAGCGGAGGCGAAACACGUUGACGACGAACGUAGCAACGACGAAUCGUCUCAACAACUAUUCCGGCUUUUAACGCAUAAACAAAAUAAUGAACACGAAAACAGGUGCACAGAGGCAGAGCCUAAGCGUGUGUUAAGAAAUGUUGAGGCAUCCAUGACAAAAAGUAAGAAGAAUAGCAGUAAUAAAGCAAAGUAAUCGAUAAAAAUAAAGUAGUGAAGCAACGACGAUAAAAACAUACAUAAGCAAGGUAAACGCGAAAGAGGCUUAUAGAUAUCAAAAUGGUCACUUCAUGUCUUCUGCUGAGCGGCAGCUGCGACUAUCCCAACAACAGCACUGUCAAAAACCGGGUGUGCAACAGCGGCGCCGACAAGCACAAAAGCAACAAAUUCAACGAUAAAUUCGUUGCUAAAACACCCCAGCGAAAUAUGUCAUAUUGUGAAAUGAAAAAUAAAAUUAUUUUGACCACUUUUCGUGUUCCAUUGAUCGGCCUUUUCUCAUUGUUGGCCAUGGCCAGUGCGCUUGCUGCCACGGAGGGGGCCGCUGUCUACUCGAACAUCAAUUUCCUAAAGAAUCCUAAAUUCGAGCAGAUCUGUAGCGUCCAGCAAGAGCAUUACAUCGAGAGCGACGGCAAAGAGUCUAGUCUAAUACUUGAAUUUGCACCCGGCGUUUUAGCCGAGAAGCGACAUCUGUGCACGCGCAUUCUCAGCGCUCCUGCCAACUAUGGCUUCAUCGUACGCCUUAUUUUACCAAAGAUACGACGCAAUCGCCAUGGCGCUGCGCCUAAGACUAACGCAGACGAUGUUGUCGGAACGGCGACCAGCAGCGAGGGAACAUCAGGCACAGCUACAGCAAUACGCGCAGCGACAGCGUCGGCAGUAGCUGAUGGAGCAGAUGCAAACUCUGGACCGUCUGGCAGUGGUAUGCCUGUACUUAGCGGUAUGACGUCUUUGAUCGACAAAAUCAAUGCAACCGUUAACAAGUCAGCAAAGCCGACGAGAUCGUGCCCGUUGUCAAUUUUCAGCUCUUUGGACUUCCAUACGCCGCAAUGGCGACUCGACCCUUGUCUGUUGGAGGACACAGCGCCGGAAAUGGAUGAUCCCGUUCGGUUGUUUCAUGGGCGCGUGCGCAUUGUCUGGGAGCACGGUCACCACAAGCUGCAUUCGAAAUUGAUGGUCACCGCCUUGGGCAAGGGCGAGCAGUGCCGCAGUGAAAAGAAGCAUCAAUGCCUAAAAAUCGGUGACGAACCAAUUCUCUGCAUUUCUAAAGAUCUCGUUUGUGACGGCAUUCGGCAUUGCCCGGUUAGCAAUGAAUACGAUAGCGAUGAGGACUAUGAAAUGUGUUGGAAGCGCCGGCGCUACGGUGAGCCAAUACCACCUGCCAUGGAGACCGAUAUUUUCGAACACUUUGCCUUGGAAGUUUUUCGCAAUUUAUUUGCCUUCGAUGUGCCGACUCAGAGCGAGACAACGACUCCGACAGCUAUUACUACGGAUGCCGUGUCUACGAAUGAGGGUAUCGCAGGCAGUAUGAAUAGCACAACAUUGCGCAAAGUGAACUCAAAACAAAUGGAUCAGUCCGGUUCUAAUGAUACAAGCAAAAGCGCGAAUAAUGCUACAAUGAGUACAGCGCAAACUGAAACGAAUGCUACUGAAAGCUCUGGCGGCCAUCACCGUCGCAAUUCGACUCGAUCUGGCCUCAACUCGGAUCUCUCGAAGUACGGUCCGUGGGGUUAUCUCAUGCUGGGCAUGCUUCUGUGUGGAGGCGCCUUGCUGAUUUGUGGACUUUGGGUUUGCUGUUGUCGCUUAAGCUUUCACAUUCAAACCAUCCGUUCACUUUCAGCCUCCGCCUCCCAGCACGCGACGCAAAACGAACGCGAAUCAGCGCUGCAGACCAGUGCGGCUGCCGCAGCUAAUGAUCUUCAGACGGGCAGCGCAUCACCACCCAACUACGAGGAGCUCGAUCCGCCGCCCGCCUACUCGGUACUCUUCCCCAACCAAAAGGCGGCUUCCAGCACAACCCUAAGUUCCUUGGGCGCUGCAGCGCUCAUGCCGCCGACAAUAGCCGCCGUAGCCGUAACAACGCCCAAUGGUACAGUAAUGACAAUGCCCGCCGGAGGAGAAGGCGCUGCAGCGCCCUCUACAGCAACAGCAAUGACAACAUCCGCUGCAGCGUCCGUCUCGUCAGCAGCUAGCUCUACAACAACGCGCGUACAGCUCGAGAGUGCAACGUGCAGCUCGCAAGCUCACUGAUGACAACUGAGAGCCCGUGUGGUACCUGGAAAAGCGACGUCGCCUAAUAUUACUAAAUACUAUAGCGUAGAGAAGAAGUUUUUCUGAUUUUCCAAAAAAACGACUGACUUUUUAGUUCGAUUUAAGAUUUAAUUUAGCAAUACAAUAAUUAACGAGCUCAUUUGUAAGGUUAGAAAUUCGAAAGGAUAUUUUUAUAUAUUUUAUGUGAAUGUGUUGUGCCCCAAUAUAUUGUUCUUGUAGCCGAGCCUUUUUAAAGUUGUGGAAGCUUCAGGAAAGUUAAAUCAUUGACCGAAUUAGAGAAAGCACAUAAAACUUAAUUUUCACUGUAUAAUUUGGCUAACGUUAUGGAUAGUUUUAAAAAUACUCGACUACCAAACUUAAUCAGAUUAAAUAUUUGAAGCACUCUUUUACCCAUGUUUUAAGAAAGCUUUAUCUGGAAUUCAAAUAAGCAGACGAAAUUCUAGUAUGUGAAAGUAAACUAUAGCUUGAAAAGAGCGAAAGCUACUAAGCAGCAUAUGAUCGGUAGUUCCAGCUGCUUGCGGCUUUUUUCAUUAUUUGACAUCCCUUAAAUUUCGCUUUAUCUCUUAAUCUUACAUUCUUAUCAACUUGGUUUAUUCUACCAUAGCAGGUUGCAACGCGAACACAACAAUGAGCGAGUAUAAAUAAAUCUAGGUUAGGUAAUAGUGUCAAAUGUCCAUAGAAUGAGAGCAGAUCGUUGUGUAAUUUAAUUAGUUAUUCUAAAUAGAGGUUAACUGGAUAUCUGUAUGUAUUUAUGUGUAUAAGUGCUAAUAUGCAUACUGGAGAAAUGUAAUGUAAAACUAAUACUAAUUUAUUGUAAUGUGAUAUAAGUUAAAGCGUAUGUCGACGAGUAAGCAAAAUUAUAAAUGCAAAGUAGAUACUUAGUAGGAAAAUAACAAAUCAACAACAAGAAUAAAUAUGAUACAAAAUGACUUAUACAAAUAAAAA